Molecule: messenger RNA, 3348 nt
Organism: Microthlaspi erraticum
Lineage: Eukaryota; Viridiplantae; Streptophyta; Magnoliopsida; Brassicales; Brassicaceae
Source: the annotation of a GenBank genome assembly
AUGGCUCACAAUCAAUCCACGGCACCUCACGUCGUCAACUCCGAUCCAUACGCGAAUCCACUGUUUCUUCAUGCUGCUGACAAUUUUGGCGUGUAUUUGGUAGCAGAUAAACUCACCUGUAAAUCAAACUAUCACACAUGGCGUCGUUCGAUGAUCAAAUCUCUGAACGCGAAGAACAAGCUUGGAUUCGUCUACGGUACUCUCGCAAAGCCAUCCGAAACACAUCCAGAUUUUGGAUCAUGGACUCGAUGCAACGACAUGGUAUGUACCUGGAUUACAAACUCAGUCUCGAAGGAUAUAGGAUCUGGAACGGUUUAUUUCGAUGAUGCUCAUCUCAUGUGGUUGAACUUAGAAGGAAGGUUUAGGCAGAGUAACUUGUCUAAGAUCUAUGCUGUUCAAGAUCAACUCGAUCAUCUCUAUCAAGGAUCGCUAGAUCUUAGUGCAUACUAUACUCGCCUCACCACUCUUUGGGAAGAACUGAAACACUUUGAAGAGUUACCAUCUUGUACUUGUGGUAAUUGCACUUGUGGAUCCAAUACUCGCUGGCUUCAGCUCUAUGAGAAGAGAAACAUUGUCAGAUUCCUGAUGCGCCUCGAUGAUUCUUUCUCACAAGCUAGAAGACAGAUUAUCAUGAUGGAUCCACUCCCGGAAUUCACCAAGAUUUACAACUUCAUAUCUCAAGAUGAACAACAGCGUGGUCUCUCAUCUACACCGGAGGCACCUGUGUUUCAAGCAAGUAUAUCCUCCUGGAUACAAGUCGACACGUCUGCUUACAACACAGAGAAGUCUAAAGGCCGAUUCCCACAGAAAAAUGGUCCACAGAAUGGCAUUCACAUGGUUUAUGAUCACCCUACAGAAGAGACUCAACAGCUCAUUCCUCAAACUCAGCUGAUAUCCUACAAUGGACAAUCUUAUGCUCCUGUUAGUCUCACUUCCACAGGGACUAUUGAAGCUCCGACUUCAAAUGUGAAUCAUUCUGUGAACAUGGUGAAUUCUGGAAAGAGCUUGAUGAUUAGAAAUAGCUCGCAGAGUGCAGAACAGAUAACUCAGUUGAUUGCUCAGUUGAACAGACAGCUCGAUGGUUCCGCGUAUCAAGUCAUACGUCCACCUCCUGCCUCAGGUCACGUUGGUUCUAUCUCAGCACAAGGUACAUCUCUCGUACCUUCUCACACUAUUUCUGUUUUGGAACCAAGCCUUACUUUACCUCAAACGGUUUGGAUUCUUGAUACUGGAGCUAGUUGUCAUAUCUGCUAUGACCUGAAUAUGUUCUCUACUAUCAGUAAUACUGAGCAUACCACUAUCACUCUUCCCAAUAAAACCACCAUCCCUGAUCAUUUCUCUGGAACCGUUCAUCUUAGUAACAGACUUAUCCUUCAUAACGUUUUCUAUGUGCCAUCGUUUCAUUUCAAUCUUAUUAGUGAUCAUACUCAGGAAUGGAUGAUUGAUCAGGGUGAUCAAACCAAUGAUCUUUAUCUCCUAAACCAAAAUGAUUCCCCUCAGCGACAUGUUUCAUGCAUGGUUGCUUCUCCUGAGCUUUGGCAUCAACGCCUGGGUCACCCUUCCUUAUCAAGGGUUCAAUCAUUGGAUAAUGAUGUUAUUAAUGAACAAGUUCCAGAGAACAUACCUUCAUCAUCCCAUUCUCCAUUACCAUCACCAUCAAAUACUUCUCAUCCCACACCACCAAAUACUCAGGUUGAUACAGAGAACAUGCGCAGGCCCUACAGACAGACUCGUGUUCCAAGUUAUCUUCAACAGUACCAUUGCUCUAACAUCACAAAAGAGCCUUCAGUCUCUCUUCUUGGUACUGCUCAUCCUUUGUCUGCUUAUUUGUCUUACGAUAAACUCUCUCUUGAGUAUCGUCUCUUCUGUUUUUCGAUACUUGCUGAGAAAGAACCACAAGCAUUCAAAGAGGCAGUGAAGGUGCAACAUUGGCUUGAUGCGAUGAACCUCGAAUUGGAUGCUCUAGUGAGUACAAAAACUUGGGUUAUUUAUUCUCUCCCUGAAGAUAAACAUGCUAUUGGUUGUAAAUGGGUGUUUAAAUUGAAGUAUAAGUCUGAUGGUUCUUUCGAGCGUCACAAGGCACGUUUGGUAGCAAAAGGGUACACUCAACAAGAAGGAGUGGAUUUAAUUGAUACUUUCAGCCCUGUUGCAAACCUCAAGACAGUUCGUGUUCUUUUGGCCUUGAUUGCGAUUCACGGCUGGAGUGGGGAGUCUUUACCAGAGAAGCCUGUCUGCAGACUUGUCAAGUCUCUAUACGGCCUCAAGCAAGCAUCUCGCCAAUGGUUUCACAUAUUCUCUGGAGUUCUCCUUGCCUAUGGUUUUACUCAGUCAUAUGCGGAUCCAACAUUGUUCGUUAAGCAAACGGAAGAAAGUUUCCUUGCUCUAUUGGUUUAUGUGGAUGAUAUUCUAUUGGUCAGCAAUGUUGAUGAAGUUGUGGUUGAUCUGAAACGUCUUCUUGCCAAAGAGUUCAAGAUCAAAGACUUGGGUACAAUGCGUUACUUUCUGGGUUUGGAGAUAGCAAGAGCAAAGGCUGGUAUUUCAGUUUCACAACGAAAGUACACGCUCGAGCUAUUGGAAGAGUUUGGUUUUCUUGGAUGCAAACCCGCACCAACACCAAUGGAAAUCAAUAUCAAGCUUGGCCAGGACGACGGAGAAUUACUUUCUGAUCCUUCUCACUACAGGAAGCUGAUGGGCAAGCUUAUCUAUCUCACCGUGACUCGACCGGAUAUCAGUUUUGCAGUCAACAAGUUGAGCCAAUACAACUCUCCUCCGAGAGAGCCUCAUCUUGAAGCUGCACACCGUAUCCUCCGUUACUUGAAGAAUGAUGCAGGACAAGGUCUCUUCUACUCUGCUCAAUCCUCCCUCACCGUCCGCGCUUUUGCAGAUUCAGAUGGAGGCACUUGUCCCGAUACAAGACGCUCAGUAACUGGCUACUGCGUCUUCCUUGGUGAUUCUCUGGUUACUUGGAAAUCAAAGAAACAGGACGUGGUUAGUAGAAGCACAGCAGAGUCAGAAUACAGAGCUAUGGCGAAUGCUACAUGUGAGCUUCUUUGGCUCAACUCACUGCUAGAGGACUUGAAGAUAAAGCUUGAUGAUACGAUCGUCCUCUACUAUGACAAUGAAGCUGCACUGCACAUCGCAAAGAACUCUGUCUAUCAUGAGCGCACCAAACACAUCGAGCGUGACUGUCAUGUGGUUCGUGAACGUGUGGCUUCCGGCUUCAUGAAGACAUUGCACGUGAGUUCUCAACACCAGCUCGCAGAUCUCCUCACAAAGCCUCUCACAGCGCUUCAAUUCAACCAUCUUUUGUCCAAGAUGGGAAUUCAUCACCUUUAUUCUCCAUCUUGA